Messenger RNA from Varroa destructor (honeybee mite), 6357 nucleotides. RefSeq lists its product as uncharacterized. Gene Ontology annotation, biological process: regulation of transcription by RNA polymerase II. Gene Ontology annotation, molecular function: DNA-binding transcription factor activity, RNA polymerase II-specific; sequence-specific double-stranded DNA binding. Gene Ontology annotation, cellular component: nucleus. The record is from RefSeq and is a predicted model, not a curated record. Lineage: Eukaryota; Metazoa; Arthropoda; Arachnida; Mesostigmata; Varroidae.
GAGCAGCUUCGUUUGGAAACGAGCGCCGGUCCAACGAAUGCUGGGACACAACACUGGCUCUCUGAGCUAUGCGAAAGGACUAGGCGCAGAGUUAAAUAAUGUUGAAUAUAGUAUGAAAUGGCCGUAGAGUUGUUGUAAGGAAAACCCAAUUAAGUAAUAUAAGUCUAAACAUCGCAAAAAGGCGGCUCACAAAAGCCGAACAACAAGGAUUGCAUCCUUGAUCGUAACUGUGCAGUGUGUGUGUGUGUACAUGUCAAUUGUGUAACUUGUAUAAGUGGGCUGGCUGGUGUAACAGGCGAUGAGAGAGCUGGCCACGGGCUGGCCAUACAUAGGCAUACACAGGUCGGCGUACACCUGGACAUGCGCGAAAAUAGUGUAAUCAUUGCUGUCCAAGAAGCUGUUCCUAAAGGGUUGGGCCUCGGGUAAGGCAAAUAGGAAUCCGAUGUGAGGCCGGGCCAGAUUUUGGACCUCUGUCAAAAGGAGGACACUACUGUAUUUACUGAAACGCUGGAAAAAAGGAAGGCUCAGCAAUAAAAGAGAACUAUUCUGACGCCAAACUGACGGCAUUGGGAAUAGAGUCAAGCUGAAUUAGGUCGUGACCGACGCCAUGGGCGAAGACAAAGUGUUGCCUUUUUUGUGGACCUUCAAAAUAUACAAUGCAACCACGUUGGAUCUUGUCAGGAAAUUAACCCAUUGAGUUAACGAUUGCCUAAACCUGAAAGAAAUUCCCACAGCAUCUAAGACAGCCAUUUCGCGAAGGCAGAAUAGAUAUUUAGACAACAAAUAAGUUGAUAUCGGCCCCGACGGAGAGAAUGAGAAUCUCUCAUUGCGAGAACGUAUCCGCUACUGUUUAAUUUUUGUGAAUGUGGUGUAUCAAUUGUUCCUUAUAUCACGCACAAUUCGCAACGCGAACUCCGAGCCCUCUACAAGUACUGCUGUUCCGUGGUCCCGAAAGGAAUCAAAGUUACCAGUUAAUGAGGUGAAAACACAGUCUAGUUGAAAAUAGCGCUCGUCAAAAAUCCCUCUUUUCAUCUAACGAGUGCUCCCGCCUGCCAUCAACGAACCCAUGCCCUGGUAAAAAACACUGCGACCGAUUCCCCGAUCACCAGCUCGCUGGGUCAGCCGUCCUAAAUGUGUUUCAUUUAACUUCAAUCUCACACACCCAAUCGUUUCUGUUCACUACAACAUUACCUGUUACUGACCCGACUUGCCAGGGCCGGUAAUCUCCGUCGGCUCGUUUUACCAGCGCAAUGUCUCUGUUGUGUUCAGGCGAACCCGAUUCACCUAUCCCUGUUACGGGAACGCUCCCAGUCGCCGGAACGACCACGGCCGCUGCGGGUAUCGGCGGGCCUAAAACGCAUUCAUCAUUUGCUAUUCACCACCUGCUCGGACUCGGCCAGCAGCAGGCCACUCCUUCACCAAGUCCCGUGCCACCGCGAGCUUUUGCCUCGCCCGUCAGUACAUCCUCGUAUGGCUCGAGUCCGCCAUAUCCGUUCCCUGCUCCCCGCUCGCCGCCACUCUCGGCGCUCGAUCAGGGAGCGCAGGCCCGGUUGUACUUCGGGGCCGCAGCGGCCGCGGCAUUUAUGCCAGCGGGCGCUUUCCUGAACCUCGCCAGUGCAGCGAUAGGCCACGGAACGCAUGCUGACACCGGCGCUAGUCCGUUCCACGACCUGUCAGCGAUGGCGAGCGUCGGUGUCAAUAUGGCUGGGAUUGGUGCGGGAAUGGGACUUGGGAUGAGCGGUGUGGGAGCUGCGGCAGCUCGCAUCGACGCCACGAAUCUCAGAGACGUUCGCGACGUUGGGAGCGUCAGUCCGGGAUCUCUCGCCCAGCAUCAGCACCAUCAUCAACAUGGACUACCAGACCUGAGGCUUCCCGUCGGAGUUGCGGUAAGUGGCUCGGGGCCGGCAACAAGCCCCCCAAGAUUCGACGAAGAUUCCAGCCAUGCCCAAGAAGGCGGAAAUCGGGGCACAACGAACAAAAAACAAAAAAAGAAGAGAAGACACCGAACGAUAUUCACUAGUUACCAGUUGGAAGAGCUGGAAAAAGCUUUUAAAGAAGCUCAUUACCCUGACGUGUACGCGAGGGAGCUCCUCUCCAUAAAAACGGAUCUGCCAGAAGACCGCAUUCAGGUAUGGUUCCAGAAUCGACGAGCAAAAUGGCGUAAAACAGAGAAGUGUUGGGGAAAGGCAACCAUCAUGGCUGAGUAUGGCCUAUACGGCGCGAUGGUACGACACUCACUGCCCUUACCCGAAAGUAUCCUGAAAGGUGCCAAAGAAGGUGAGGGUGCCAAUGGGACCGCCACAGCACCCUGGUUGUUAGGCAUGCACCGUAAAUCAUUGGAGGCUGCCGAGAAGCUCAAGGAUGGUACAGUGAGUGAAAACUCAUCAACUAGCCAUGAGAUCAACGAGCGCUCCAAUCCUUCCGCGACGUCCCGGUCCGACCCAAUGGCAAUGCCUCCUGUUGUAACCGAUGCCACCGCUGAGAGUCAGCUCAAUAGCCAUUCUGUUUCCAUGACACCUCUCCAUGGUUGUCAUGGCAGCUCCCAGUCUAUUGGUUGCCAUGACGAUCACGCAAUGGUCGUCGACAAUAGUAGCCACAUAAAUGUUGAUGACCAAAAUCUCGAUAACUGUCAUGAUGAUCUUGAUAGUCCGGAACAGCAACGGCAGAGGGAUUCCUCGGUGCGAAGAAGACAUCGUCUGCUUCAGGGUCCAUUAGACAGAGUUCACAGUGGUGAAAGUGAAACUGCUGGAGGAGCUGGUAUCAACAAAAACCAAAGCAACACCAACAAUAAUGGCGGCGGCAGCAGCAGCAGCAGCAGCAGCUUUCAGGACAACGCUACCGAUCUCAGGUCGCCAAUAACCUUGUCGAUGGCGCGGCAUCCGUCCCUUUCAACUCUCGGCCUUCGAGUGACGCAGCAACAUCAUCAGGCUCAGAGGUCGGGACUACACGUUCACGUAAAUGCCAAUCUCGCGCUCAGUUUGCAAAGUAAUGAGGAAGCGACCGAUCUGUGCGUGAAACGUGAGUCCGAGUCGCAACUGCCUGCGAGCUCUUCCGCUGCAUGUCGCCACGCAGUACCAUCACCAUCACUGACAGCGUCGUCAAUCGACGCUACGAUGACGCCAUCCAACACGUCAUCCGAUAUCAAGGAUACUCUCCGGGACCUCCGACGUGGGGGAGGAGUGGGAAGUGGCGACAGUGAUCAACAGCAGCAACAAGUCGUACAACAACCAACAGACUCGAAACCUCGUCGACUUCUUCAUCACUCGAUCGACGCUUUGUUUCGGGGGCAGUUCCGGACAACGAAUAGCAGCAGCACGAAUGAACUAAGCGCUUCUGACUCCUCGGACCGGACUGGUGUUAGGAAUAAUCUCGAUGUCCAUAGCCCGUUAGCCAUGACGUCACUGGCCUCCGAUAGAGCAGCAACAGUAACAACUGGUCAGAUCAGCCACGGUAACAACCAAAAUGCUAAUACAUCUCACGCCACUUCAGAAUAUCGAAAUCUGUCUAGCUCUAAUACGACCAACCGAUUACUUUUUACAUCGGCGCAGGAGUCGCCGAUGCACGGACACGCCACCGCCCCUAGCGGCAGCAACACCAAAAACGCGUCAAACGAAACCAAUAAAGGCCAUUCGGCGGCGACGUCAUUGAUGCACAACAACAAUAACAAGAGCAGCACAAACAGCGUCAACUGUAAUACCGCUAACACCAGCAACGACAACGACAACAGUAGCAAUUUACAAUCACAGACAGCGAUGACCAGCAGACGACAGAGCAUGGCCAUAACGACAACGGUGGUUUCGACAGCGACCGCCGUAGCUGGCCAGCAAACGACGCCAGCGUACACUGACGGGGAACGAUCGAAUAGCGCAUAACUGUUGUUGAACGCGGUCGCCCUCGACGUCAGCGACUAUCCUCUCGAGCCCCUUAAUAUAACGACGAUAGGGUUUCUAGCACAGAACCGGUUUCUUAGACGUUAUUGUCCACCCGAUGACUCAGAUCAAUAACGUACAUGAGAAAUAGAGCGAUAAUGUAGAUUCGAACUGAUUCUUGGCCUAAGACGUCAUAGCAACUCCUACUGAACCACUUGCGUAUUUUUCUGAUUGCGUAUUUCUUGCGAAACUUUUUCUGAUCAGUGCUAAUCAGGCUGAACUUGUACGUUUUCGCCAUAGAAGCAAUUUCGUUCAAAUAAAACCACAAUAAGUUAGUGGAAAUACCCUGUUCGAGGGCAAGCGUCAACGACCAGUUACAAGAUACGAAUGGUUUCCCGUCCACGCUACGCGUACGGAUAGAUGUACGCUUUGCUACAAUGAGGCGUUCGCCGAUCGACGAACGUCCUUCAUUUGACUUUCGACAAUGGCCAUCUUUAACGCAACUAGACAACGCAGUUGCUGAAAACAAAGCACGUAAUGAUAAAACAAACAUAAUAAGUAGUUCACUUCAAGCCUAAAAGAAUACAGGACUUGAGACUGUAAAAUACCUGCAGCGAAAUCCUUGUACCCAUUAGCUCCGUGAUAACAUCAUUUUCAUUGAGACACAGAUGACAGACGCGUAACAGUGACGUAUUGUUUCCUAACAAGACCGACAAGAGACUAGGAAAAAUAGAAAUUUCAUACGUUAAAUUUUUUUUCUCGAUUCCGUUUAGUCUAUAGCUGUAUCGUGUCGAAAGGACAAAAAUUGUAUGGAACUUUCGACGAUUCCCAAAAACCCUUCUAAACAAGCAUUCGCUGUCCGCAUAAGACGAACGAGAACAAACUAUAGUAAAGAUAGGUCCAUUAUGCCAAUAGUCGCGGCAAGGCCUGCCUCACAUGCGUCGUCAGCGACGACUCACAAACAAAUGGCAGUAAGAUCAAACUUAUACAACAGCAAACAUUUAUAAUGAUACGCUUAUAGAACUGCUGUCCAGCAUCAGGAUUAGCCGACGGUUGUCGGUAACCUGUUAGCAUCGGCAUAAACAAGUGACAAUGAUGGGAAAAAAAAAUAGGCACUAUACGAACGCAUCAAGAUGACCGAGAAAUUUUGACGCAGACUGACGAAGCUCUUCGACUGGAUGACGGUGAACAUCGUUCGGUGUCUGUCGUUCUGUGAAGCGGAACGAAGGCAGUAGCUGCCACAGACGAACCGAAACCUCAGAGUAAAAGCAGGGCCUAGUAAAUAAGGACUAAGUUUAAUACGUAACAGUAGCAUUGAUGGUGGUGACGAUAACAAUGAUAAUAAUAAUCAACUCAAAGCAAUACAAUGCAAUGCAAACCAGUAUUUGUAGAGUAAAGUAAAGCGACUUAUAGAAGAAUAUGUGGAAAUGACCGCAAAGGCAAAUCAGCACUGAUAGUGUUUGACAUACUAUACGUAGAUCAGUUAUGUUCUAAUCGCUUUCGUACAUGGACUAAGUACAGAUGAAGCCGAAAAAUUGAUCGGUGGAUGAACGAACGAAUGGGUACUUUGUGGGGCAAUGAUCCAUAUUUUAGCAGUGAAUAAGCUUACGCUUGUAACGACAGCAUACAGACACGCAUAGACACACGCACUAUCUGAUUCCUCUUCAUUGAAUUCCCACAUAACAGUAAUCACAGAUAUGUACAGAUCUAGGUAUCUAUGCUGUAUAUGUGAUUUACUAAUUGUUUAUAACAGUGUAUCCUCAAUAAUGGGCAUGUUUUUGUGUCAUCGGUAACAGAACAUAUUGUCGUACAUCCGCUGUUUGGAGUGGAGAAAGGCACGCGGAACUAUAUAUAUAUAUAUAUAUACAGGGCCUUUCUUGUCCGUGGUCCUAGGUCACUUAUUACUAAUGAGCAGCGAUAGCGAUAACGGAAAUGCUACUGUCGAUGAUGAUUAAAUUAACAUCAACACUAGCAAAAUGUAAAAACCGUAACUUACAAUAUACUCAUGUGGUACUAUUACAAUAUAAUUCUUGGUAGGUAGAUCAAAGACAACGAUAGUAGCAUAGUGUUGAUUCCGCCACCUGCAGUAUGACGCGGGCUACACGUAUCGCGAGUGACGCACAGGAAAAGGGCACGCAAAAACGUCAAUUGAAUUUUUGCCCAAUGUUGGCGCUAAUGGAAAAUUAAUUACCGUGCAUCUGUCGCGGAAGUUUUUUUGACCCGUCGUCUAUUUCAUCCAUUCUAAGAUAAGCGAACAACAGCGAAGAAAAAUUAGGACGGCAAUAGCCACCAUAUUAUAACUGAUGCUAUUAUCUGGGAUAAUUAGAAAACUUUGUGUGUAAUAGAAAGUAUUAUUAUUAUUAUACAGUAGGUACGAGUAUAUGAGCAGAUUUAAAAUGAAUACUGAAUAUUAUGAUAAAUGGUUAUCAUUGUAAAUACGUGCGGAGCAUAACCUUGAAAUAAACCAACAACCAACUUAUUGGACCGA